Drosophila kikkawai is the source of this 1839-nucleotide messenger RNA. RefSeq names its product pickpocket 24 (gene ppk24). NCBI's taxonomy places the organism in Eukaryota, Metazoa, Arthropoda, Insecta, Diptera, Drosophilidae. Gene Ontology annotation, biological process: sodium ion transmembrane transport. The record is from RefSeq and is a predicted model, not a curated record. Gene Ontology annotation, cellular component: plasma membrane. Gene Ontology annotation, molecular function: ligand-gated sodium channel activity.
AUGGAGUUCAGAGAUCCGAAGCGAGAGCCGGAGAGGCUGCCCGUUCGACUGGCGGUGGGUCGAGCCGCCUGGUGGAUACCCAACCCCGGAAAAAUAGUCAUUCAACCUGCGACUGUGCCCACCGCCACUUCCGCGGAGGAUGCGCGAAAACUGUCAUUUGCCGCCGCUUUAAAGGAUUUGCUGGAGAACCUGUCGUUCCAUUGUUACGGAAAAUUGGUGGAGCAGGGUCGGCGAAUUCAGGAGCGCUUCUUCUGGUUCGUUUUCCAUCUAACCGCCCUCAGCGCCCUAAUUGCAUUCCUCUGGGGCACCUACACCAAUGAGCAGGACGCCCUGGUAACCACCAUGUACCACCCGAUGUAUCCCAUUUGGAAGGUGGAGUUUCCUGCGGUUUCCGUGUGCAGUUUAAACCGCAUCUCGCGGCGUGCGGCCUGGCGUUAUGCCCAUGAUUUAAGCAGCAAGGAUCCCAAGAUGCGCAAUUCCAGCUUCUUCUACGACCAACUGAAGACUUUUAUGUACAGGUACUACGAUUCGACGGACCUGCAGGACAUAGACAAUGCCCUUCGUUUUCAGAGCUUCCUGGAUAGGUUUGAUACGGAUGCCGAGGAUCUGUUUUUUAAUACUAGGAAAAGGAUGCAUGCUUUGACUCCGAACUGCAGCGAAAUGUUUGUGAGCUGCAGGAUAGCAGGAGGACUCUUCAACUGCAUGGAUCAGUUUGAGGAGACGUUGACGAGCCAUGGCUUCUGCUGCACGUUUAACUAUGAUGGCAGGUACAUCAAUAAAAGGGACUUUCGUCAGCGCUACUUUGGUCCUGACAUGGGCUUGGUUCUGACUUUAAGGACUCAGCCCAAGGACAGUUUCUACAAGAUCAGUGGGCACAAUGGAUUUCUGCCGCACAGUUAUCCGGAUCCCUUUUCUGGCGGAGUUGCUGAACGUAUCGCCGCGGCGGGCGUUAACACUCUUUUGCCAGUGCGGGCCAAAAUAUUCGAGACUUUGCCUGAGGCUCGUAGCAUGAGUACAUCUGUGCGCAAGUGCCUGUUCGAAAACGAGAUGCCUUGGAUCUUCGCCCGUCACUACACCUUCAGCAAGUGCAUCUCCGCCUGCCGAGCCCAGAGCGUGGUCAGCCUCUGCGAGUGCGUGCCCUUCAGUCUGCCGCACAGGUACAUCGAUGGGAACGAGAAGCGCAUCUACUGCACGCUGCAGCACCUGGCUUGUCUUCGGCGUUACCAGUUCAAGUGGUUGAAUGUCAUCACCAGUCGCGAAAAUGUGACGGGGCUGGAGCAUGAGCUGCAGGAUGCCCUCUACUGUCCGCUGUGCCUGGCCAGCUGCACGGAGACCCGUUACAGCGUGCGGGGUGCCAUGACCCUGGGCCUACCGCCCACCAUUCCGGCCAGGAGUGUGCCGCAAAGCCGUCCCGGACCGCGUGCCAAUAACAGUUACGGCCCCGGCUCCAGUUCCGGAUCCGGCUGGGACUCAUCCUCCUCCUCCUCUUCUGCCGAGCUGGCCGUGGUUCGUAUUUAUUUUGCCGAAACGCACAUUCAAUACUUUCGGCAGAUUAUUAAGAGCGCCUGGUACGAGACCUUCAGUACAAUUGGCAACAUCUGCGGCAUUAUAGCCGGUUUCUCGCUGAUUGGCAUCUGCGAGCUGUUGUUUUUCCUAGCCAAACAAUUAUGGCAGGCAUGCCGGGCGGAGCUAAGGGCCGAGCUCGCCCACAUUCAGGCGAGGCACCAGAAGAAGGACCACACCCAGGAACACAUCCGGAGGGAUACCAGGGACCGUGCAGAGCCAGCGGAACCGGAAAUGGAAGCGGGCCGGCCGAUGAGGUUGUUUAUACUGCCGUAA